Hypoxylon trugodes is the source of this 2778-nucleotide messenger RNA. Its product is annotated as Pkinase-domain-containing protein. Gene Ontology annotation, biological process: protein phosphorylation; mitotic DNA damage checkpoint signaling. The transcript is spliced from 5 exons. The record is from RefSeq and is a predicted model, not a curated record. The coding region runs from base 366 to 2417 and encodes 683 amino acids. Gene Ontology annotation, molecular function: ATP binding; protein binding; protein serine/threonine kinase activity. Lineage: Eukaryota; Fungi; Ascomycota; Sordariomycetes; Xylariales; Hypoxylaceae. Gene Ontology annotation, cellular component: nucleus.
AAGUUCUCUCUCCCCUUCCCUCUUCGCUCGGCGGCCGCCAAUCCCGUCAAAUACUUGGCCGACCCUUAUUAAUGAUAUACCUUAUCCACCCGCAAUCUGCGAGUUGGCGGCUCAUCCCAUUAUCAUAACCCAUAACCAAGCUUUUUUCGACCUUCACCAAAACCUACCGUAAUAAUUUCCCAUCCAACUUCGCAAAGCUUAUACAGAUUCAAAUUUCAAGUUUACCUUUCGUUCUUCCUUGUUAUAUAUCGAAUUACGUAUACCAUUUUGUUGCGACAUAGAAUUUUUGCACCUCUUUUUUCUAGUCAGUUUGUCAUCAACCAACGAAAACGAGCGAGCGACUCAUCGCUCAAGGCAACAACGCCAUGGCUCCUCGCGAGAAGAGCCAAUUGAAACGUGGACGGGAUUCUCCUCCCUCCAAAAAUGACAACGAUCUUGCCAAGAAACCCCGUCGUUCCGGUCGAUUGUCGCAAAAAGCCGAUAAUACUGAACAACUGAAAACUCCAGUCAUUACCAACAAACAGAAGCUACCCUCUCCAGUUACACACCCAUCCGACAGUGAUGGGCUAUAUAAAGAGGCGACAGCCGAACCACCGGAUGGACGACCCAGUCAAGUAACACAUCGCACUCCCGAAGAAACUUUCUCUCAAGCACAAAUCUUGUCGUCGCCCCCUCAAGAUACACAAGCGUUCCCAACAUCCCAAUUUGUAGAUGCGAAUGCUGCUCUAUCCGAUGAAGUCGAAGAUGAAGAGAAGGAAGGAGUAUGGGGAUAUCUCUUCCCACUUGAUCUACGGCAUGGGGGAAGGUGUGUGGUAUUGAGGAAACGUUCUACUUGUCCGAUGUCAGAAGACAUUGCAGGUGUUUUGACCAAGAAACAAUCUGGUACUUCUGCACUAAAACAGGAAGAGAACUUCGAAAAGUCUAAGAUCAAGGGUAUACCAUCGGGUGGAUUCCUGAUUGGACGACAUCCUGAGUGCGAUAUCAUCGUGGAUGAUCCUAUAGUUUCCAACCGCCACUGCUUAAUAUUCACCGAAAAUAAGGGCGAUGAUGCAGUCGCUAUCCUCGAGGACUUGUCUAGCAACGGAACCUUCGUAAACGAAGCCAUUGUAGGAAGGAAUCAGCGCCGAGAGUUGCAAGCGCAGGACGAAAUCGCCGUCAUGGACAAAGCCCGCUUCAUCUUCCGCUACCCGCGCAGUCGAGCUUCCAGCGCCUUCCUACAACAAUAUACUCUGCUUGAUCGUCUGGGUAAAGGUCAUUUCGCCGAAGUGUACCUGUGCGUCGAGAAAUCUACCGGUCAACAAUACGCCGUCAAGAUUUUCACGAUGAACCCUGGUAUGGAUGAGAGAUCGAAGACGGAUGGCCUGCAGCAGGAAAUCGCCGUGUUGAUGGGAGUCAGCCAUCCUAAUGUGUUGUGUCUCAAGGACACCUUCAACGAGAAGAAUGCAGUUUAUCUGGUGCUAGAACUCGCCCCAGAAGGCGAACUGUUCAACUACAUCGUCAUGAAACAGAAGUUGACGGAAGCGGAGACGAGGAAACUGUUCAUUCAGUUAUUCCAAGGCAUCAAGUACUUGCACGAUCGAAAUAUUGUCCACCGAGACGUCAAGCCCGAAAAUAUCCUGCUAGUAGACAAGGAACUUCACGUGAAACUCGCUGACUUUGGUCUUGCCAAGAUCAUCGGUGAGGAGUCCUUUACCACGACUUUAUGUGGCACACCUAGCUACGUUGCUCCGGAGAUACUGGCGGAAGGAAGGCAUAGAAAAUACACCAAGGCUGUCGAUAUUUGGUCACUUGGUGUGGUACUCUAUAUUUGCCUAUGUGGUUUCCCUCCCUUCUCGGAUGAACUGUAUAGCCCCGAAUUCCCAUACACGCUUUCGCAACAAAUCAAGAGUGGCCGCUUCGACUAUCCCUCUCCUUACUGGGAUUCAGUGGGAGAUCCCGCACUGGACCUUAUUGAUCACAUGUUGAUCGUCGAACCGGAGAAGCGAUACACAGUUGACCAAUGCCUUGCGCACCCGUGGAUUACUCAGAAAAUGCUUGGUGUCAACGACAGCACGGACGGCCUCGUGGCCGGCAUCGGAGGAUUAGAAAUGCAACGGAGGGGUGCGGUCCGAGAACGAACGAUGCUCAGUUCCCUUAACACAGUCGAAGUCGCGAGCAAAAUCCCUCUAGGUCCAGACUCAAAGAAGGGCCCUCUGAAAGUGUUCUCGAAGAAUCCGGCUGCGGAUCCAAAUGCAGCGGCGUCGGAGCCUCGACCAGCAGAUCAGAGAGGUACGAAAGAGUUUAUGGAACUAGGUGGCAAAGGCGAUCAGGAACUUUUUGGUAACGACUCGAUGAGCUUCUACUCAAAGCCUGAAGCUGUUGCUGCUAAGGGCAACAAAGCAAAGGCAAAGGGUAAAGGAAAACCUAAUGGGAAAUAAUCGACAAUUUAGGAUGGUGUGACACUGAGAAGGUAUUGUUGAACAUAUUUAGAGCAUCGGUCUGAUGGAUUCUUGCAUGUUGGUGACGUAUGGAGGGUUUCUAGAGCUAUUCGACUCUCCUUUAUCAAUUCUCAGACACACUAUCGGUCACAAAGGGGAUUCGUUCAUUCCAUCUAGCGGGGACCCAGUAUUUGCUCGGAGGUGUAUGUGGAGCCGGCGUCUAUAGGGUUUAGGUGGUGUAUUCGGAUUCAAAAGGCUGGGAAGGGUUUCUCGCAAUUUGCAUCAUAUCAUAUGAACAGGUCUAUAAUAUAUGCUGCUCGACAUGAGAGCUUUGACAGGUAAUUGAGAUUAUAUCCUAAAG